AUGACUGCCACUGCAGAGCGAAGGUUCAUUAAUCUCAGGAAACGUCUAAAUCAGCUGGGCUAUCGGCAGCCGUUGGGAGUGGAGAGUUUACCUUUGGUGGAAAAGCUUUUUAGUGACCUAGUUCAUACAACUGAGAGCUUGCGCAGUGCAAAGUUAUCUGCUGGAAAAACUGAAAAAGAAUGCAGCAAUUAUGAUGCUAUUUUGGAACCUUAUAAAACAGAGAAUACGCGGCUUACCAGGGAAAAUAAUGAAUUACAUUUAGAAGUAUUAAAACUGAAAGAGCAAUCUGAUCGUCAUGUUAAAGAUUUGAAAGUCUCCUUAAGGAGGGUUGAACAUGAAACGUCUGACUUGAAAUUUCUGAAUAACCAAUAUGUACAUAAAAUCAAAAUGCUGGAAAAAGAGAACAAAGCCAAGACUGAAAAAAUUCAGCAGCUUCAGGAGAAGAAUCUGCAAGCAGUGGUGCAAACACCUGGUGGCAGAAAAAGAAGCAUUCCCUUCAGGCGUCAACGCAUGCAGAUAGACCAGCCUGUCCCCCCAUCGGGUGUUAGUACCUAUCCAGUUCCUCAGCCAGAGGAUCCUUACAUCGCAGACCUUCUUCAGGUGGCUGAUAAUCGAAUUCAUGAACUUCAGUCGGAAGUAACAGAGCUACAGGAAAAACUGGAGAUAUCUGAACGUGGAAUGAAAAAUUAUAGCAAACAGGUUGAGCUAAGAGACAAAGAAAUAGAGCGCCUGGUGCUAGCAUUGGAUGGGGGGCGUUCUCAUGAGGUUCUCUCUCUGGAAUCGAGAAGUAAAAGUAAUGAGAAGCUUAUUGCCCAUUUGAAUUUGCAGGUUGAAUAUCUUCAGCAAACAAACAAAGAACUUGAAAAUCGCAUUCAAGACCUCUUGGACACGAAACAAAAUGUGGCAAGUGAGGUAGUGCAUUUGAGCAAUAAAAAUGAAGAACUGUGUCAAGAACUGAAUGAAAUAGACCACUUGGCACAACAGUUGGAAAGACACAAGGAAAUUGUGAUUGAGACUGCAGAUAAGGAAAUAGGAGAAGCAAAGAAAGAAAUUGAAAGAAAACACAGUGAAAUACAGGAUCUUGAAGAAACAAUAACAAGGCUUAAAUCAGAGUUGUGCUCAUGUCAUAGGGAGAACAAGAAACUAAGUGAAGAACUCUUUGGAAAAGCAGAUGAUAAAGAGAAUCUUGAACUGUUGUUAAACCAGCUUGAACAAGAGAAACAAAGGCUGACAGAAAAAACAGAGAACUUAGAAAUAAAAGAACGAGAACUUGUCCUAGAAAUAGAAAGAAUGAGAUUAGAAUAUGGUAUAGCCCUAGGAGACAAAUCCCCAUCUCGUCUAGAUGCCUUUGUAAAGACUUUAGAAGAUGACAGAGAUUAUUAUAAGCGAGAAUUAGAAUAUCUUCAGAAAAUGAUAAAGCGAAGGCCUAGCCCAAGCCAUAGGACUCCAGAGAAGGUAAAAUCCCUGCUGCCAAGCCAAGCUGAAAAAAAUGAAGAUCUUAGGUUGAUCACCAGAGAAAGAGAUGAGCUACAGUCCAUGUUAGACAGAUUUGAAAAACACAUGAUAGGAAUUCAAUCCAAUGUCAAGAUAUUGACUGCAGAAAGAGAUAGAUUAAAUGUUCUUUAUAAGCAGUCUCAGGCUGAAUUGAACAGGAUGAGAAGAGAAGCAAAACAUAGUUUAGUUUCUCAAAGUCAUGUGGAAGAAGAAAGAGACAUUGCGCUGACUGACUUUAGAAGACUAAUGGCAGAGAAAGAAAGCCUCAGAGAAAAAUUAAAGAUUCAGCAAGAAGCAGCUAACCUUGAAAAAUCAAAGAUGCAGCAUGAUAUUUCAGAACUUGAGAAUAAUAUUCAAGGAUUUGAGAUGGAAAGGUGUGAACUAAAGACUACAAUCUCUGUCAUGAAAGAAAGAAUAAACUCUUUGGAAAAUGAAUUAAAAUUGAAGUCCAGUAAGCUUGCCCAGACAUCUGAUGAUUCUUCUCAAUUUAAAGAUGAGAUUUGCUCACUUCAGCUCUUAAAUGACCAGCUCCAGAGGUCUGUUGAAGAUUUACAGCACCGAUUGUCCCUCAAAAAGGAUGAACUGCAGUCAGCUCAAGAAGAAAUUGUAAAGCUAGAGGAUAAAAUAGAUAGGUUAAACCAGAGGAGCACUUCACAGGAUGAAGCAGUCAAUGUGCUUAGAAGUACUAUUACUGUUUUAGACAAAGAAAAAGACAAUCUUCAAGAAACUGUAGAUGAAAAAACAGAAAGAAUUGCUUGCUUAGAUGACAACUUAGCUAACAAGGAAAAAACAAUUACUCAUUUACGUCUAACUCUAUCUGAGCUGGAGUCUUCAAGAGACCAGUUGAAGGACAUGCUGAGCAACAGAGACCAUGAGAUAUCUAGCUUACGUCGCCAGCUUGAUACAUCCCACGUAGAGCUUGCAGAAACAGGAAGAGUAAAGGAAAUGGCUCUGAAAGAAAACAGACGACUGCAAGAUGACCUAGCUACAAUGGCCAGAGAAAACCAGGCUAUCAGUACUGAGCUUGAAGAUGCAAUACGUGAAAAAGAAGAAAUGAAAACCAGAGUUCAUAAUUAUAUAACUGAAGUUUCCAGAUUUGAGACCUUGAUGGCUUCAAAGGAAAGAGAAAACCAAGAAUUGUUAGAGGAGUUCCGAACACUCCAUACACAAGCUGAAGACUGGGAAAUGAAGGCUCAUCAAGCUGAAGGAGAAAGCAGCUCAAUACGACUUGAACUCCUUUCUGUAGAUACAGAUCGGAGACAUCUUCGAGAGAGAGUAGAACUUCUGGAAAAAGAGAUUGAAGGGCAUAUCGUUGCACAUCAAGCAUAUGAAUCUCAGAUCUCCUCCAUUACAAAAAAUAUGUCCAAGUUGGAAGAGGAUGUUAAGCGUGAAAAUCAGGAUAAGUCUUCUCUGUUGGCAGACCUGGCCUCUGUGAGGGAACUCUGUGUGAAACUUGAGUCCAACAAAGAACUUUUAUCUCGACAACUGACAUCCAAAAGCAUGGAUUAUGAAAGGGUUCUAGGUGAAUUAGACGAUAUAAAAUCAGAAGCAGAGUUGCUGAAAAAGCAGUUAUCCAGCGAGAGACUUACAGUUCAGAAUCUUGAAACGUUGCUGGCUACCAGUAGAGACAAAGAAUUUCAGAACCAUUUAACAUCCCAUGAGAAAGAUUCCGAAAUUCAGUUAUUGAAAGAUAAGCUAACACUCGCUGAGAGCAAACUAAGCAGCUGUAAUAGAGAGGUUCCCAUACUUCGAAGUAAAGUUGCACAGCUGCAGACUGACUGUGAUAUUUUAAAAAGGCAACUGACAACUGAACGAUUUGAACGAGAGCGUGCGAUUCAGGAAAUGCGCCGACAUGGUCUCUCCACGUCGUCAUUACGUGCUUCACCUCCUCUCAGUUCAACGUUAAGGUCUCCCUCACAUUCUCCAGAACGUACCAUUGUCAGGACAACUGAUCAAGCAGCAGCUGAAAAAAAUGUGAGCUUCAAAGAAUAA
Molecule: messenger RNA, 3486 nt
Organism: Leptosomus discolor (cuckoo roller)
Lineage: Eukaryota; Metazoa; Chordata; Aves; Leptosomiformes; Leptosomidae
Source: RefSeq, a predicted model, not a curated record